GGACUUGUGGGUUCCGCUGGAGAAUGCCCACGAAGGGCACAUCACCACGGAUGGCCAGCUGGCCUCCUACCUGGACCCCGCCCUGGAGAAGGGCCCCCGAAACGUGCUGCUGUUCCUGCAGGAAAAGCUAAGCAUUGAAGACUUCACUACAUAUGGCGGUGUGUUUGGCAACAAGCAAGACAGUGCUUUCUCUAAUCUGGAGAAUGCCCUGGAGUUGGCUCCCUCUUCCUUGGUCCUGCCUUCAGUGGACUGGUACGCAGCCAGCACCUUGACCUCUUACCUGAAGGAGAAGCUAGGAGCGAGUCCCCUGCACGUCGACCAGGCCACGCUGCGGGAGCUGAAGCUCAAUGACACCCUUCCUGCUCUGCUACUCCUGAGACUGCCGUACACCACCAGUUCCGGCUUGAUGGCCCCGAAAGAAGUGCUCACAGGCAAUGAUGAGAUUAUUGGGCAGGUGAUGAACACACUCAAGGCAGAAGGCGUACCCUAUACGGCCAUACUGACUGCUGUUAGGCCUUCCCGGGUGAUUCGGGACUUGUCGAUGGUGUCUGGGGGUCUGGGGCGGCACCUCCUUGGAGAGGAUGAGGAUUUUAAGCCUGGGCCAUCCCUGUCCCCGCCCCAUCCACCAGUGAGCUACAAUGACACAGAGCCUCGAAUCCUCUUUUGGGCCCAGAAUUUCACGGUGACCUUUAACAAUAAGUUGAGGGACCUGACUGCACUCACCUUUGGAAACCCAGCCCUCAACCUGAGCGGCUCCAGCUGGAACAGCUCCUUUGCCCAGCUCGCCAUGACAUACGAAAACGUCUUUGGCCCAUUCCUGACCAUCAAACUUAUCCUGAACAAUCGCUUGUACCCGGUUUCGGCCCGGAACUGGUUCACCAUGGAUCGACUGGAAAUCCACAUCAACAACUCCGUCGUGGUCUUCAAUUCCUCCCAUAUCACAGCACCCAGCAUCUAUUCCUUCCACUGCGAGUACGUCAGCAGUGAACGGUCCAAGAAUAGCCUCCUGGUGUCUUUGCCCGGCUCCUCUGCCUGGCACGUGACUUUCCAGGAUUUCCAGAUCCAGGCCUUCAACUUGUCCGGGGGGAACUUCUCGUACGCCAGUGACUGCGCCAGCUUCUUCUCCCCCGGCAUCUGGAUGGGGCUCGUGUCCUCCCUCAUCCUGCUCUUCAUCUUCACCUACGGGCUGCACAUGAUCCUCAACCUCAAGACCAUGGACCGCUUCGACGACCACAAGGGGAGCACGCUCUCCGUGCCCCUGACCGAGUGACGCCUGCGGCCCCUGCGGCCCCUGGGCCCGCCUUCUGCUCGCUCCUGCUUCCUCAGUAGCUAGGCCUCCCCGCCGCCACCGCCCUCGCUUGCCUUCCCUUGCUCUGUCCAUGGUAACAAAAAGCAGUUGCUGCUGUCCACGACCCAGACCCCCUCGGAGGGCUGAGAGGCUGGAGUGGAGGCCUGCCUGGGCGCUAGAAGCCGAGGCA
Messenger RNA from Gracilinanus agilis (Agile Gracile Mouse Opossum), 1478 nucleotides. RefSeq names its product ATPase H+ transporting accessory protein 1 (gene ATP6AP1). NCBI's taxonomy places the organism in Eukaryota, Metazoa, Chordata, Mammalia, Didelphimorphia, Didelphidae. The annotation marks the transcript as partial. The record is from RefSeq and is a predicted model, not a curated record. The transcript has 9 exons. Gene Ontology annotation, cellular component: proton-transporting V-type ATPase complex.